CUCUCAACAUGGGAAUGAAGCCAUACCACCAACCUGGUCACUCAAAUGAAGAUUCUCAGGCUAACUCUAAACAUCUCCACUCAGGGACAUCCUCCCUCUGUGUCCAACAAACCCUCCCACCAAUUUCCCCCACCUCACAACCCCACCACCAGCACCACAAUGUUUCCUUCACCCACCACCACUGCAUCACCAACCUCAGAGGCCACACCUCCUACAUCUCCUCCCUUGCCCUUUCUGGAAAAUUCCUCUACAGUGGCUCGUCAGACAACGAAAUCCGAUCGUGGAGCCGAAACCCCUUAAGCACAGACUUAUGCGAUCAUGAGAGUUCAACUGAUAAUAUAGUAGCAGUUGGAAAGGGCGCAGUAAAGUCCAUCCUAGUCAUAGCUGAUAAGCUCUUCAGUGCUCACCAAGACCACAAAAUCCGCGUCUGGAAAAUCAACAGCCACAAACCUCACUCUGAGAAAUACGAGCGCAUUGCCACACUCCCAACAUUCAGUGACCGUGCCCUCAAACUCCUAGCCCCCAAGAACCAUGUCCAAAUCAGAAGACACAAGAAAUGCACAUGGGUUCAUCACGUUGACACGGUUUCUGCACUGGCGUUGUCCAGGGACGAGUCCCUCCUCUACUCCGUUUCAUGGGAUCGGACCAUCAAAGUGUGGCAAGUUUCUGACUUCAGGUGCCUGGAAUCUGUGAGAAGCGCCCAUGAUGAUGCGAUAAAUGCUCUAGCAUUAUCAAACGACGGGCAUGUUUAUACAGGUUCAGCUGACAAGAAAAUAAAGGUGUGGAGGAAAAUCCCAGGGGAGAAGAAGCAUUCUCUAGUGGCUACACUGGAGAAGAAUGACUCUGGGAUCAAUGCAUUGGUUUUGAGCACAGACGAGUUGGUUUUAUACUCCGGUGGAAGUGAUGGAUUGAUAGUUGCUUGGGAAAACAAUGAAGAGGGCAACCUGGUGGCUCUGGGUGCACUAAGGGGGCAUACCAACUCCAUUUUGUGCUUAGCUGUGGUGUCUGAUUUGGUGUGUAGUGGUUCAGCAGAUAGAACUAUUAGAGUUUGGAGAGGAGCUGGUAGAAGCCACUCUUGUUUGGCUGUUUUGGAAGGGCACAGGGGCCCAGUCAAGUGCCUGACAGCAGCAAUUGAUCAUUAUAAACCAUCUGAUUCUUCACCUUCUCAUUCUUCCUCCUCUUCUUCUUCUUCUUCAUCAUCAUCUUACUUGGUAUAUAGUGGUGGUUUGGACUCUGAAAUUAAGAUUUGGCAGAUUAUUGUUCCUCAUAUUUAGAGGAUUCUUCCUCGUUUCUUUUUGCAGUUUUGUACAUCAUAAGGUAAGUGGAUCAUUCUUCCCUUUCGUUCUCCUGUUCUUUUAUUAUUUCUUUUCUUUCAAUAUUUUCUUUUAUUUUUUCUUAAUUGGCCCCGUCUUAAGAUUAGUGUGAAGGUUUGAAACUUCUGUUCGAUAAGGGAAUUUUCAGCAAAGAAUUUCAAAGGAGGUGGUCUAAUCUAGUUAGUCAGAAGUUGAGGGCUGUAAGAUGUCCAGAAUGUAAAUUCUAAAUGAUGGUGUUUGGUUUGUCAAAUAAGAUGAUGUAGAUAUAAUUUUCAGCA
Messenger RNA from Malania oleifera, 1591 nucleotides. Its product is annotated as protein JINGUBANG. Bases 9 to 1274 code for a protein of 421 amino acids. The transcript has a single exon. Lineage: Eukaryota; Viridiplantae; Streptophyta; Magnoliopsida; Santalales; Ximeniaceae. The record is from RefSeq and is a predicted model, not a curated record. Gene Ontology annotation, molecular function: protein binding.